Molecule: messenger RNA, 1254 nt
Organism: Thalassophryne amazonica
Lineage: Eukaryota; Metazoa; Chordata; Actinopteri; Batrachoidiformes; Batrachoididae
Product: sushi, von Willebrand factor type A, EGF and pentraxin domain-containing protein 1
Exons: 4
Coding region: 324-1016 (230 amino acids)
Source: RefSeq, a predicted model, not a curated record
UCACUCUGACAAAUUAUCAUUUGUCCUUUUUGGUUUGAGCUUUAUAAAAACUCAGAUGAUUUGUGUGACUUAAUUUGUGAUGACCCGGCCAUUGCUGAGCUUUUACCUGCAGUCAUGGGCCGUUGCAUUAGCUGUGUGCAGAGGAUUAGACGCCACUCAGUUUAUAUUAGGGGUUACUUCUGCUUGCUGCUCAACACUAUACUCUGACGGCUCCUAUUGGCUCUGUGUCCAGGCUUUGUAAGGAUGCAGUCUGUGGACAGCAGUGUCACAUAGGAUCUGCUUUCUGUUGAAGGCGUUUUUCAAGAAACUGGUUGCAUCAAACAAUGUGCACCAUGGGAUUUUGUUUCCUACUACUGUUUGGGUUGUUGCAGAGGGUAUUUAUGCAGUUUCCUGAACUGAUCAGAGAAGCAGAAGGCAGUGCUGAGACUGAAUGGACCCCACAGCCAGGUGUCCUGGUGGAUGACACAUACUGGUCUGGGACAGCACCUCUUUGUUUAGGAGGCUGUAAAUCACAACACCAGGAGCUGAGAAAAGAUCACUGUGGAGACUCAAACUGCUGCUGGCUCGGCUUCAAGUCCCUGUGCAGAAUUAACUGUGGGAAGCCAGAUGUGGACUUUAAUGGAGUAGUGUAUGGUACUGACUGGUGGGUGGGCUCUGUUCUGAGAUACACAUGUCACUCCGGGUUUAUGCUGAUGGGAAACUCGACCAGAUCCUGUCAGUCUAAUGGCACCUGGACCCCGAAACCUACCUGCCUCAGGAUGUGUCAGCGAGGCCGCAUUGAAAUCAGUGAGAAAGAACUCAAUGGUUCCUGCACCUCCAGCUGUGCUUACAAGAGCUACUCUGGACCUCCUAAACAAGGAUGCAUCCGCAUUGACAACUGUAAGAAAAAGCAGACAAGCUGGCAGCGUUUCUUUGCACAGUGUGUCCCCUGCAUUUGUGACUGCUAUUCAUCUUGUGGUGAGAAGCAUCUUGAAGGAUGUUGCAAGGUUGUCUUUCAAUUAAAUGCUAAUCCUUAAUAUUUGUGGCUUUAUAUUUUUAGUAUCUGUGGGCUAAACUGUUCGACACUGCCGUUUGGAUGGAGUGAGCGACCAGCUGAAAGAAACCGACAGAUGUGCUUUACAAAGUUUUUUUUCCUUCUGUUAUAUGACAUUGUUCUUUUUGGCCAAAAUGUGGAUUUUUGCAGAAUUAAUUUGAGUUGUUCUUUUCUAUGAAAGGACUAUCUUGUGUGUUUAAUUUAAUAUCCCUGUCACACCU